This is a messenger RNA of Aspergillus terreus NIH2624, 759 nucleotides long. RefSeq lists its product as uncharacterized. NCBI's taxonomy places the organism in Eukaryota, Fungi, Ascomycota, Eurotiomycetes, Eurotiales, Aspergillaceae. The record is from RefSeq and is a predicted model, not a curated record. The transcript has 2 exons. Bases 1 to 759 code for a protein of 252 amino acids.
AUGUCUGUCAAAAAGAUCAUCCUUAUCACUGGCGCCAACUCAGGCAUCGGCUACGACACCAGCUAUGCCCUAGCCAACGCCUCACCCAGCAACCACGUUAUCAUGGGCUGUCGCAACUCCACUCGAGGUGCUAAGGCGCUCGAGGACCUCCAGGCUCGCAACCCAGCCGGGACCCUGAGCUUAGUCCAGUUGGAUGUCAGCGAUGAUGCCUCCAUCCGCAGCGCAGUCGACCAGAUCAGCACGGACUUUGGCGUCCUGGACGUGCUGGUCAACAACGCCGGCAUUGUCAUCACGGAGCCGAGAGAACGUCGCGACGAGAUGCUCACGACCAUUAACACCAACACUGUCGGCCCAUAUGUCCUGACAGAGCAACUGCUUCCUCUCCUCCAAAAGUCUCAGGACCCCCGCAUCAUCAAUGUGACGUCCCGCCUGGGCUCGAUCAGUGAACGCGCGAACCCUAAUAGCCAGACCUACAGCACCACGCAGUUCGACGCCUACCGCGUUUCCAAGGCGGCACUUAACAUGGCCACGGUGUGUAUGUAUGCGUCGUAUAAGACGUGGGGCGCCAAGGUGUGGGCAUUCUGCCCCGGACACGUGGUGACAAACUUGACCGGAGAGGAGGGACGAAAGUGGAGAAUCGCGAAGGGACUGGAGAGUUCUGAAACCAGUGCACAAGGCAUACUGGAGAUUGUUCAAGGACAGAGGGACGACGAGGUGGGACUGUUUUUGCAGAGAAGAGGGCUACGGGCAGAUUGGUAG